AUGAACGGAUCUCCCACACCUAAGCGAUAUUCAUCCAAAUCUUCAAGACUCUACGACGACUAUUACAAUAUCCCAUAUCAAUAUUCCAACCCAAUUCCAAUGAAUAGAGACUACAACGACAUAGGUUCACGCAUGAAUGCCGAUAAGCUCGUGCCAGAGGAGUACAAACGGAACACAGAAUUUAUCAACAAAGCUGUCCAACAAAACAAAGAGCUGAACUUCAAACUGAGAGAAAAGCAAAACGAAAUAUUUGAGCUCAAGAAGAUAGCUGAAACUCUACGCUCGAAAUUGGAAAAAUACGUCGAUAUCACCAAAAGGCUCGAAGACCAAAACCUCAAUCUACAAAUAAAGGCAAACGAUUUGGAAAAGAAACUUUCUGAGGCCAACGUGAUUAUCAAAGAUAGACGCUACUCCAAUAUCAAGGAGCCAGUGGUUGAUGAAAAUGUCAUUUCUCAGGACUACGAUCAAAUAAAUGUACCUAAAAACAGACCUCCAGAUGCAGGAAUCAAUCCCCGCUCAAACAACAAGGCCUAUAAUGGUUCGGAACAAGAUAAUAGGCUAAAAGCGAUUGAAAAAACUCUUUCAGUCCUUACAGAUUACGUCAUGAGGACAGAAGAGAGUAAUAAUGAUAGAGCAUCCUUGCCAUCUCCUUUGAAUACGAUGUCGCCAAUAAAUAAUCGUUUGAAUUUUCAAGAAGCAAAAAAAUACAACCCCACGCUCAAAUCAAAUCCAUCGGAUGAUGACAUUAUGAUGUAUGAGAGCGCAGAAUUAAAGCGUGUUGAAGAACAAAUAGAAGAGUUAAAGAGGAAAAUACUGGUAAGAAAAAAACAUGAUCUAAGGAAACUGUCUCUAAAUAACCAGCUUCAAGAACUACAAAAUAUUAUGGAUGGCGAUGAAAACGUAAAAGAAGACAAUCCAUCGAAACACAACAAGGCGCACCACAGUACGCAUCAUCAUCCUUCACAUUCCCAUCGGGAUUAUUCACCAUCUUCUAAUGCUUGCUUAGAGUGUUCUGCCAAUGAGCUGUACGAGAAAAACAAAGGUAAGUCAGAGAUUAAUUUAUCUGAGACGUUUGCAACUCCCACUCCUAACAACCGAUAA
Messenger RNA from Saccharomyces eubayanus, 1101 nucleotides. RefSeq names its product Spc42p (gene SPC42). The coding region runs from base 1 to 1101 and encodes 366 amino acids. The transcript has a single exon. NCBI's taxonomy places the organism in Eukaryota, Fungi, Ascomycota, Saccharomycetes, Saccharomycetales, Saccharomycetaceae. The record is from RefSeq and is a predicted model, not a curated record.